AUGGAAUUGGCCGGUCCAGAACCAGAACUUCAGUCAGGGGAAGAUCUCCCCGAUCUCCAUCUCGCCGAUUUCACCAGGCUCGGGACGCAAAUCUUCCUUUAUACGCCAACGGAAACGCAUGCGAAAGUGGGGCUGACGCCGGAAUCAACAGCCCAACCUGAUCUUAUUAUCAUUUGUUCAUGGAUGUAUGCAGCAUCACGGUAUAUCAAGAAAUACACCAAAGCUUAUCAGACCCGGUACCCGUCGAGCUCCAUUCUCCUUCUCCGUCAAGACGGUGGAGACCUGUUCUGGCGCACCGUAAGGCAGCAGGUCCAGAACAUGGAGCCGGCAGUUUCGGUAGUCCAGAGGCAUGUCAAAACCAAACAAUCAAGCCAAUCGAAAGUCCUCCUGCACAUCUUCUCAAACGGCGGAUCUUACACGGCGUGUCUGCUCGCCGACACAUACUUGUCUUCAUCCAACCAAUUACUCCCAAUCGCCGCCCUAGUGUUCGACAGCACACCAAGUUUGCCAUCUGCCGCUCGCAGUCACACGGCUAUCUGCGAAGCACUUCCCAAAUCCAUCCCAGCCCGAGCGAUUGGUAGUGCGGCAGUCUGGGCAUAUCUUGGGAUUGGAUAUGUGCUCGACAAAGUUGGUGGGAAAGAGAACAUCAUCAUGACGCUGCGACGGAAAUUGAAUCACCCCCAGGGCGCAUUCAUGCAGCGCUAUCUCAACCGGCUAUAUAUCUAUUCUCAGGCGGACCCACUCAUACCUGCAGAGGACGUGGAGCAGCACGCAAGAGAAGCUGCUGCGGUCAUCGGAAAUGGAAGAGUAGAGAUGGCGGAUUUCGUGUCCAGUCGACACGUGGGCCAUGUGAUGCUGGAUGAGAGGAGGUAUUGGAAUGUCAUCGAGACACUUUGGAACAAGAGCUUGGAAAAUUGA
This is a messenger RNA of Rhinocladiella mackenziei CBS 650.93, 918 nucleotides long. RefSeq lists its product as uncharacterized. The transcript has a single exon. The record is from RefSeq and is a predicted model, not a curated record. The coding region runs from base 1 to 918 and encodes 305 amino acids. NCBI's taxonomy places the organism in Eukaryota, Fungi, Ascomycota, Eurotiomycetes, Chaetothyriales, Herpotrichiellaceae.